AGCGAUAACGAUUAAUUUAUAACGAACGACAACGAAAUAUUAAUAAUCAUCAAAAUACAACGAACUGCAUAAACAAAAAAUAUACAAAAAUUAAAAAACAAACUCGACUACAAUAAAAAAUUCAUAGAAAAGUUAAUGAUUUACGUUUUGCAACAACAACAACAACAACACCGAGAACAACGAGUACAACGAGAGCAAAGUUUUAUAACAAUUGCAACACAAUGAUUAAAUUAAAAUCAUUAUUCCGCAGAGGACAAGGAACCUCGAGUUCUGCCUCCUCCAACAAUUCGACGCACAAGCAACAGCAGCAACAUUCCAACAACAAUCGACAGAAGUCACAGUCGAGCACAUCGCUCAACACGGCGCAUGAGCAGCAGCAGCAACAACAACAACAACAGCAGCAGCAGCAGCAGCAACUGUUGCAAGCACAACAACUAAACAACGCAACAACAACGACAGCAACAACAAAAUUCUAUUCAAAUCACGAGGCGACUUACGAACGUGGUGUCGAUGUUGGUGACGAGGCAGCGUUGUUGCUGACAACACAACAACAACAGCAGCAACAGCAGUUACGCCAGCAGCCACAGCAGCUGAGCAACACGCUGCCGCAGAAGAAAUCAAAAUUCAAAGGACAAAAGCAGCCAAAGCAAUUGCCACAGCAAUCACCACAGCAACAGCAACUGAUGACUUCGAUUGCAGCUGCGCCGGCGCCGAACAACAGCAGCAGCAGCAACAAUAACAACAGCAAUGUGUUGCAAGAUGGCGGCGUUGCUGCCGCUGCCGCUGCUGAUUUCUAUCAGCAAUUAGCGGCAGCAGCAACAACCACAACAGCAACAACAACAAGUGCCAGCAACAGUAGCAGCAGCAGCAACAACAGCACCACCGGCACCAACAACGCCGCAACAGCAGCAGCCAAUGCCGCGGCAGCAGCUGUUGCAGUUGCUGCUGUUGCAGCAAGCAGCUAUCAGCAGCAGCAACAGCAACAACAACAGCAGCAGCAGCAACAACAACAACUGCAAUUCAUUAACAACGAACAGCAGCAACAACAACUGUUAGAGGCUAACAACAAAAUGCAGGAAUUGCAGAAGCAAUUGGAGCGUUUGGGACGCGAGCAAUUGCAGCUGGAGACGCGAAUCACGGAGCUGUUGCCAUACCAAAGCGAGGUGACCAAACUGAAGGGUGAUCUGCUCAAGAUGCAGAAUCAACAGGAGAAAACUCAAAUGGAAAUUGGCAAUCUGAAAUAUGAAAAUGAAUCUUUGCGCAAUCGUUUGCGGGACGUUGUCAACUCGCCAUUGUCGGACGCCGAGAAGCAACAGAUUAUCCAAGAUUCGCAGCGUUUGCACAGCUCAGCGCCCGCCUCGAUAGCAUUGCCCACAGCCAACGAAGCGACCAACGAUGGGACGCCGUGUCUUACGCCCGAUUGGGACAAACACUCGUCGUCCAGUGAGAUAUCAGUAGCGUGUCUGCAGGACAAGAUCAUACAGAUGGAGGAGACGCACUAUUCAACCAACGAGGAGUUGCAGGCCACACUCCAGGAACUCGCCGAUCUGCAAACCCAAUUGACCGACACACAAACCGAAAACGAACGUCUCGCCGAGGAGAAGGAUGUGCUCUUUCAAUCGCUCUGUCGCCAGACCGAAAAACUCAACGAGUCACGCACAAAUCGCAGCACGAUGCAAGAGCUCAUGUUGCUCGAGAAUAAGCUGCUCGAUUUGAUACAAUCAUCGCAAGAGGAACGCGAAGCUUUGCUGCUCAAGCAGGAGGAAUUAAUGAGUGAGCUGGCCGAGUUGCGGCAAUCCCGCGACACUGUUCAACUCGAGCAGCAGCGGCAGCGAGAGCGCAAUGCAUUGCUCGACUCGCAGCUGGAUGCGGCGAAUGCCGAGCGCAAGCAGAGCGAAGCUCAGUUGUCGCUGGCCAAGGAUGAGAUAUCGCAGCGUGCGAUCGAGAUCAGUCGAUUGAGCACGCUGCUGGAGAAUGCGCGAUCGAAGAUCGAGGAAUUGGAGGCGGAUUUGGCGCGUGGCGACAAAACCGAUCUAAGCGAUGUCCUCGAUGCGGCCCGUCGCGAAAAGGAUGCGCUCGAGGAGCGGCUGGCUGAGCUGCAGGAUCAAUGGUCACGCAGCCAGGCGGAAUUGCGACGAUUGCGCGAACAACUUGCCGGCCUAACCGAGGAGUGCAAGGUGGCCAAGAACAAUGCCAAAUGCGCUGUCUCGCAUCUCGAGUUUCGUCUGGAGCAACUGCAACGCGAUAAGGAUAAGCUGAGUGGCGAUUGCCAGACGCUCGAGGAGCGUGUCAACGAGUUGCAGGUGCAGUGCAAAUGCCAUCAGGAGGAUAAGGUGCAGCUGCAGCAGUUGCUCACCGAAACGCAGCGACAUCUGAGCGAUGCGCAGUUGCAUUUGAGCGACAGCGAAUCGCGACUCGAUAAGGAGACGCAGUUGCGCAAACGGGAGGCGGAUGAGUGGCAACAGUUUCAGGCCGAUCUGCUCAUGACGGUGCGUGUUGCCAACGAUUUCAAGACUGAAGCGCUCAGCGCACGCGAACAGCUGGUGCUGGACAACAAAACGCAAAAGGAGAAGAUCCGAUUGCUCGAGCAGCAGCUCGAAAAGUUGACCAAGCAACAACUGCAGCAGACGGAGACACAGCAAUCGGUGCUAUCAACUGUGCAGCAGGAGAUGGCCUCGCGACGCAGCAAGCUCAGCUUCAGUCGACAGGAUUCGCGACUCUCUGUGAAGACGCUCAUCGAGAGCAUUGAGAACAACAAGCCGCAAGGCAAAGCGGAUGAGACGGAAUCUCAUUACAGCUCAACGUCCAGUUUGAACAGCGGCACACCCGAAGCGGGCCACACGCCCAUCAUUUUGCCCGUAUCCAGUGAUUGGCACGAGAGCCUACGUUUGCCCGUUCUGCAGAGCAGCAAUCUGCAUGUGAAUGUCAACAAUGUUGGAGGAGGAGUGGCAAGCAACAUUGCUGCUGCAACCACACCACCACCAGCAACAUCGGCAACAACUGCAUCAGCAACAACAGCACUAUCAAGCGCAGCUAAUCCAACCAAAGUAACUCAGCAGCCGCCACAGCUGCAGCAGCAAUUGUCGACACAGUCAACGGCAAGUGCGGCAUCAGCAGCGACAUCGGCAACAUCAGCAUCAGCAUCAUCAUCGCAGCCUUCCACACCAAACACGCCCAGCAGCUUGCAGCCCAGUCUAACAACGGCGGGCGGACAAUCGCCAAGCAGCGCUCUUGUGGGCAGUCUUAGUUUUGGCAACGUCUCAAAAUCAUUCUUGAGUGGUGAGCGCAAGGAUCCGCUCAAUAUGCUGGCCAAGAAUGGCGGCUCGAAGCGGAAUGCACUGCUCAAGUGGUGUCAAAAUAAGACGGUUGGCUAUCGCAACAUUGACAUUACCAAUUUUAGCUCAUCGUGGAACGAUGGCUUGGCAUUUUGCGCCAUUCUACAUUCCUAUCUGCCGGAUCGAAUACCCUACGAUACUCUCAGUCCGGUGAAUAAGCGGCGCAACUUUUCUUUAGCCUUUGCUGCCGCCGAAUCUGUGGGCAUUACCACCACGCUGAAUAUCAAUGAUAUGUGUCAAAUCGAGCGACCCGAUUGGACACAGGUCAUGUCCUAUAUCACAGCUAUCUACAAGUACUUUGAGACGUAAGCUGGAGCCAGAAGCAGAAGCAGAGGCAGAAUCAGAAGCAGAGGCAGAGGCAGAGACAACCUUCAGUUGGGAGAUAAACUGUAGCUUUUGUAAAUGCAUUAUUCUCUCUCUCUCUCUCACACACACACACACAUACUUUUAUUCUUUUUGUUUUUUUUUUCUUGGCUGGCUAGCAACUAUUUAUUAUCAUACAGCAAGCUACUCGUAUUAAUGCAUUUCACAUGGCACCGAGCAAUACUAUUUUUUGGCACGAAUCUUCGCCUAGAUAAUGAAAAGUUUUUUCAAUCCUAGAUUUGUAAUACGUAUUUUUUUUUGUGUACUUUUUUUUUGUUCUCUUUUUACCGUGCAACUUUUGCCCUACUCAUAUAAAUAUAUAUUUAGCUAUAUAAAUAAUAUUGUAUUGUGUCAGGAUUAUUCAGUUUUGGGGGGUAUAAAGUUGGGCCAAACUUGUAUGCAUUAAACGCUGAUUUUAGAGUUUAUUUUAUAUACUUAGACCUAGAGAAAAUGAAUGGUCGAUUAGCUUUAGCAUAUUUAUUAUAAAAACAAAAAACAAAAACAA
Drosophila sulfurigaster albostrigata is the source of this 4203-nucleotide messenger RNA. RefSeq names its product cytospin-A. The record is from RefSeq and is a predicted model, not a curated record. The transcript has 9 exons. Gene Ontology annotation, molecular function: protein binding. Bases 222 to 3644 code for a protein of 1140 amino acids. Lineage: Eukaryota; Metazoa; Arthropoda; Insecta; Diptera; Drosophilidae. Gene Ontology annotation, biological process: actin cytoskeleton organization. Gene Ontology annotation, cellular component: filamentous actin; microtubule organizing center.